AACAAGCGUACACCGAUGCACUACGCGGCAGCCACUCGUGAUGGCGGACAUUACGUCAAAAUUCUGAGUAAAGGCGGAGCUGAUCCACUGGCUGUGGACAAUGAAGGCCGCACUCCGGAUUAUUACCGCAGAAACACAGUGCUUGAUUUGAAACUGAUCAGAGAUGACGACCAGGAGAAUGAAAUCUUACCCGAGGAAUUCGAGGAUGAGGCACCACAAAUCGAUUCACUACAGAGCAGUGAUUCCACUUCGGCUGCGAGUUCGCCAUCUGAAUCGCCUCAUUUGGAUGAGCGGGAUGAAUUCGAUCGGAGCAGCUACGAGCGUUUUGUUUCAGAGCGAAUUGAACUGUUACCAACUACCGAAAAUGGCCUUUACCUUGCCAGAACUGUUGCUCCUGUCCUUACGAAAGCUCUUGCUGAGGUUCAAUUUUUUGAACUAAAUUGUUAUUUCUCAUAG
Messenger RNA from Gongylonema pulchrum, 456 nucleotides. The record is from the annotation of a GenBank genome assembly. Lineage: Eukaryota; Metazoa; Nematoda; Chromadorea; Rhabditida; Gongylonematidae.